Messenger RNA from Phaeoacremonium minimum UCRPA7, 1743 nucleotides. RefSeq names its product putative bzip transcription factor protein. The record is from RefSeq and is a predicted model, not a curated record. Gene Ontology annotation, molecular function: DNA-binding transcription factor activity. The transcript has 2 exons. Gene Ontology annotation, biological process: regulation of DNA-templated transcription. Lineage: Eukaryota; Fungi; Ascomycota; Sordariomycetes; Togniniales; Togniniaceae. The coding region runs from base 1 to 1743 and encodes 580 amino acids.
AUGUCGACGAGUCCGGCUGCAUCGCAGCACGGCAUGGUCGACCCUCUCGAGUCAAUGCUCGACUUCUCUCAGUAUGACGACGGCAACUAUCAAUCGCCCUCGCUGUCCCCGGCCAACGGAAAGGCUCCCUUCACCAGACCGACGACAACUGCCACCACCCAGGGAACACUGCUACCACCAGCUCAGCCGAUGAACGGCCCGAGCCAUCAAUAUGAUCUCUACAAGCAGCAGACCGGCAUCGUCCCCGGUGCCCUGGCGAACACGCUGGCCGUGAACCAGAACAAUACUCAGGUCCCCGGCUACUCCAGCUUCGACAUCGACUCCUAUCUCGGCAUCGAGAACCAGUUCGAUUUCAACACCUCGCCGUCUCAGAACACUAUUGGUACCUCCGAGAUGGAUAUGGAGUUCGACUCGCCGGCUGCCGAGCCCAACUUCUUCUUCCCCGAGCCCACCGUUAACCCCAACGCCAUCGGCGGCCAGGAGUCAAGCCUACCAUCGCCUCCGGUCAUCCCGACCCAGACUACCAACGUCGGCCGCAUGUGGCCCGGUAUGCAUCAGCAAGCUGCCCUUGCCAAGGCACAGGCCCAGCAGAGACAUCAGCAGCAGAUCAUCCAGCAACAGCACCAGCAGAGGCAGAAUGCCCAGGUCAAGCAGCAGAGACCCAAGGGUGCUCAGCCAUCCGACCCUAUCGUCGAGCAGAAGAUCAGCCAGUUGCUAAACUCUAUGCGCAACAAGCCCUCAUCAGUUGACGGUCAGGGCAACGUUCCUCUAUUGCAGGUUCCCCGCCCGAGAAAGGACGAGGAUGACAUGGAUGAGGACGAGAGACUCCUAGCUAGCGAGGAAGGCAAGAAGCUCAGCAGCAAGGAGCGUCGUCAACUCCGGAACAAGGUUUCCGCCCGCGCUUUCCGAUCAAGGAGAAAGGAAUACAUCACUCAACUUGAGUCCGAGAUUGCCGGCAAGGUCACCGAGAACGGCGAUCUCCGUGCACAGAAUCGUGCUCUUAUUGACGAGAACAAGAGACUGUCCGACUUGACUCGCAUGCUUCUCUCGUCACCAUCAUUCUCAGACUUCCUGGACCGCCUCAGCUCAAACCCUGCUCAGAUUCCUCAGACUCAGCCCGCGCCACAGGUGGAGCAGAGGCAAGAGCCUCGCCAGCCUAAGGAUGUCAACCCGUAUGGUGGUCAGCAGCAGAUCGGCAUGGCCAUGAUCCCUGAGCAGGCUAUGGAUUUCUCCAUGCUCAGCCUUGACACCGAUGCCUUCAACUUCCAGCCACAGGUCUACUCUGUAAUCGAGACCCCUGAUGUCCCAGCCCUCGACGCAUCUGUCCUCUCAGGCAAGACUUCCAACUUUGUUGGCGAGCACUUCGACUCUGAGGAUGAGAAGGUUGAGAUGCCAGUUAUCCAGCGCCCAGCUCCAGUUGAGGAGAAGGUCAUUGCUCCUGCCGCCCCGGUCAUCAUUGACGAGGAGUUCGAGAACGAUCCCGACUAUGCUCUGUACCACGGCACUGCUGCCACCUCUCCAGCUGUCGAGUCUAAGGAGCUCGUUGAACUCGACACCGACAGCCUGUCGCACGUCGAGAUCUUCGGCGGUGUUGAGGCUGAGAAGGUGCUCGCGCGGUACGAACUCGUUGAUGCUACAGAGGAGGAGGCCACGGCCGCCAUUGCCAUGGCACGCGUACAACAGAUCAGCUCUCGCCUUGACUCGAUAUGUUCGAGGUUAGAGAUGCUCACUGUUGACGUAUAA